Molecule: messenger RNA, 1399 nt
Organism: Arabidopsis arenosa
Lineage: Eukaryota; Viridiplantae; Streptophyta; Magnoliopsida; Brassicales; Brassicaceae
Source: the annotation of a GenBank genome assembly
GGCAAGAAAAAAGCAGAGUACCAUGAGUUCAUCAUCGGAGGUCACUGAGACUCCGGAGGAACAAGUCCCCGAGCAGCAACUGGAACUGAUUCCACAGGAGGAGGCAAGAGGACCAUGUCUUUCAGGAGGAACAAGUCCCCGAGCAGCAACUGGAACAGAUUCCACAAGAGGAGGCAAGUACACAUUAAUGCUUUCAAUGCUAAUGUUCUGUAUCCAGAACCAUGUCUAUCAGGAGGAACAAGCCCUUGGUGUUGCUAAUAUGGAUUUGGACAUGUCUUUCAAGAGGAACAAGACCUUGAUUGUUGCUAGAUCUCCUUUUAAAGCCUCAACUGAAUUUUGUGAGCAGCUUUCUCCGGAUGAACUAGUCCCCGAGCAGCAACUGCAACAAACUCCACAAGAGGAACAUGUUCAGGAGGAACAAGCCCCUGUUGUUGUUGGCAAUAUGGAUUUUGUCUGCUACGAGGAGGCAAGUCUCUGUGGUUUUUCAAGCAUAAUUACAUAUACCUGGAAUAUUGUUGCUAGAUCUCCUUUUAAAGCCUUACCUGAAUUUGUUGAGCAGAUUUCUCCGGAUGAACAAGUCCCGGAGCAGCAACUGCAACAGAUUCCAGUAGAGGAACAAGCCCUUGGUGUUGCUGAUAUGGUUUUUGGCUGCUACGAGCCCGGGGACUACACUGCCAUGCUUCUUACUAAGCAACUUACCACUAAUCCUAUCACGGCCAUCGAUGAAAACACGAGAGCCAUCACAGUAGACACCAUGUUAGCUUCCGAAAAGGCUAGCAUGUAUCCUAAUGCGAUCCAUUUGGCGGUUCUAGUUUUUGACCAAUAUUUCGCAACACUUCCACUGGACCAAGGACAGGCUGCUGUAGAUCCUCAAACCGCCAUUACUAUGGCACUCUUCAUAGCAGUGAAGUACGAGUACGGUAUUGACAAAUCAACGAGGAUGACAUUUCCUAUUCGGGAUCUAGACAUGGAGAUGCAAAUUCUUAGCAGUUUUAACUACAGGCUAACUACUCCGACGACGAAAACAUUUGUAGAUCUUUAUCUGAGCUUGACCGAUCCGCAUGAUGCUACUUUCAGGUUCCUUUGCUCUUACAUCACAGAGUUGUCACUACUCGACCGAGAGUGCUCUGUGUUUGAUCCGUCUCUCCUGGCGACAGCAUGUGUGUUUUUGGCGGAGUUCGUGCUGCAUCCAGAUGUACUGCCUACUAGGGUUUUUCCUUGGGAGUACUCGGCCGAUGACGUGCGACACGCAGUCAUGUUUCUGCACGCCAUGCUUGUUGGGAGGCGCCAUCAGUUUGGGAGUGUAGCGUCUCUUCCUUGCAGAGACCUGGUUCCAGAGCAGUUCUUUGCUUAGUUUCGGCCAGCUUAUCCCCACCAAUAAUAAAUACCACACACCUAU